AUGCCCGGAGCCACAUCUGAUGGCCUGCAUGUUCAUGGAGGGAAUAUCGAUGUUGAAGCUCCGGACUUCCAGAUCUCUUCAGCUUGGCCUCCAGUAAUCGAGGUUCUGACCUCCAUACCAAGGUCAUCUAAGCUGUCGAAAACUGAGGAUGAUUUGAAUACAGAACACUGUAUGCUUUCCAGGGGAGAUUUGUACACGGCACCACACAACCACUUCACAACGAGCCCACCACAAUGUCUCGCUGGACCGAAUACACUCCUGUCAUCCGAAAGCCGCUUCUUCAUGCACCAUUAUUGCAGUCAGACAGCGCCCGUCAUUUUCCCAAUGUCAGGAGACUCUAAUCCACUUCGAGGCGGACUGCUUCAAGUUGCUUUUGGCACCCCGCAUCUCCUAUAUGCAUUACUCGCGUCCGGUGCCAGACAUUAUGCUCGGCUACGUGGCUUUGUCGACGAAUUCACCUCAAUGUCUGUUGCAACGUUUACCCAUGCCGCUCUGAAGGGCCUUCGUCUGGCAAUGAACGAUCCCAGCCAAAUGCACAAGAAAGAGACUGUCGGUACUGCCCUUGCUCUCUGCACAUCUGAUGUGAUCUCUGGCAAUUUGGAUACAUGGAGAAUACAUUUGCUGGGAAUACAUAAGCUUCUUCUUUCUGCGCUUGAACACGACAAGGAAAUGGAUCGCGAUAUCGACUCAACUUGGCACUUCCUCAUCAAAUGGUUCGAGACACUUGAUAUGUUUGCGGGAAUUUCGGGCCUUCGUACAAGUACUGUGCGCCACGGCCAGUAUCGUUCCGCAAGGCGAGCUGCCUACAUUGACGAGUUUGUUGGAUGUUCUUUGGAGCUGAUGCCUCUCCUGGCCAAGAUUGGACGCUUGGCUCGAAAGCAGACAAAACAUAUCGAACGCGUCUAUGGGACCGACGAUGCGGAGCGAGAGAAUAGUCAUAAUGGCCUUGCGGACGACAUUCAAAGCACGGAGAAACAGAUAUACAGUUUAUUAGAUCGCAAGGUUCGCCCUUCCUUUGCGCAGAAUCCGCUCAAUAUGACAUUGGCCAAAGACAUGGAGAAUACCCAUCAAGCAUUUAUUUAUGCUUCGUUACUACACCUUUAUCGAAGGGUGGAACAGUUACCUAAGAACCAUAUCAAGCCGGCACAUGCAACCUAUCAAAUUGUCGGCGCACUGCAGAGGAUUCGUCCAGACUCUGUGGCCAACAUCCUCGUACUCUGGCCAGUUUUUACCGCCGGUUGUGAAACUGAUGACCCAAGCCAGAGACGAAUUCUCCAAGAGAGAAUGCAGAGCAUGGCGGCUUUCGGAAUGGGCAAUGUGAAUAGUGCUCUUCAAGCCAUGACUAAAUAUUGGGAUGCCGGAGGAAGCGAGAGGUGGGAUGUUUUCCUGGACCGCCACGGUCAUGAUAUUGUGCUGUUUUGA
This is a messenger RNA of Exophiala oligosperma, 1422 nucleotides long. RefSeq lists its product as uncharacterized. The record is from RefSeq and is a predicted model, not a curated record. Bases 1 to 1422 code for a protein of 473 amino acids. Gene Ontology annotation, molecular function: transcription cis-regulatory region binding; DNA-binding transcription factor activity. The transcript has a single exon. Gene Ontology annotation, cellular component: nucleus. Lineage: Eukaryota; Fungi; Ascomycota; Eurotiomycetes; Chaetothyriales; Herpotrichiellaceae. Gene Ontology annotation, biological process: positive regulation of transcription by RNA polymerase II.